Molecule: messenger RNA, 1400 nt
Organism: Scutellospora calospora
Lineage: Eukaryota; Fungi; Glomeromycota; Glomeromycetes; Diversisporales; Gigasporaceae
Source: the annotation of a GenBank genome assembly
UUGAUCCUUCAAAGAAUAAUGAAACUGAUAAAGAUAAGAAAUCAGAUCGCGAAGAAACUCCUGAUAAAGAGACAAAGGGUGAAGAAACAUUUAAAAUUCCAAAAGGUUUCGAGAAUUUUUUUAAUAAAAAUGCAGAUAAACUUAAACAAAUUGCAAAAGAACAAACUCCAAAAACAAAAUUUAACUUACAUUUAAAUGUUAAUACUAUACUUCCACUCUUAUUUUCGGCUUAUAUAUUAUAUAAAAUUGUUGGUGGUACUGAUAAUUCUAGAGAGAUUACAUGGCAAGAAUUUCGAACAGCAUUUUUAUAUAAAGGUUUGGUAGAUAAACUAGUUGUGGUUAAUAGAAAAAAAGUACGCGUAUAUUUACAUUCAAACGCAACUGGACAGAUGUAUCCAAAUGCUCCUACUUUACCGGGUUCGAGUUAUUAUUUUAGUAUCGGAUCUGUUGAAGCAUUUGAACGUAAAUUAGAAGAUGCUCAAAAUGAAUUAGGAAUCCCAUCUACUGAGCGUAUACCUGUAGCAUAUCAUGAUGAGAUUAAUUUAAUGAGUACAUUAUUACAUUUUGCUCCAACUCUUCUCUUGGCUGGAGCUUUAUUCUAUAUUACGAGACGUGCAGGUAGUGCGGCAGGAUCACAAGGUAUUUUUGGUAUUGGAAAAUCGAAAGCAAAAUUAUUCAAUCAAGAGACUGAAGUCAAAGUUAAGUUCAAAGAUGUUGCAGGAAUGGAUGAAGCUAAAGAGGAAAUCAUGGAAUUUGUAAAGUUUUUAAAAGAUCCUACAGCUUACGAAAGAUUGGGAGCCAAAAUUCCCAAAGGAGCUAUUUUAAGCGGACCUCCAGGUACAGGUAAAACUUUACUUGCGAAAGCCACUGCAGGAGAAGCAGGAGUUCCUUUCUUGAGCGUGUCAGGAUCAGAAUUUGUUGAAAUGUUUGUUGGAGUUGGGCCAUCCAGAGUACGAGAUUUGUUCGCAAAUGCUAAAAAACACGCACCAUGUAUAAUUUUUGUCGACGAAAUUGAUGCGAUAGGAAAAUCAAGAGGAAAAAUAGGACAAUUUGGUGGAAAUGAUGAAAGAGAAAGUACAUUAAAUCAAUUACUCGUAGAAAUGGAUGGGUUUAGUACAAACGAACAUGUAGUCGUGUUAGCAGGUACUAAUAGACCUGAUGUGUUAGAUUCAGCAUUGAUGCGUCCAGGACGUUUUGAUCGUCAUAUUGCCAUUGAUCGACCUGAUAUUAAAGGAAGAAGUGCCAUUUUUAAAGUACAUUUGAAACCAAUCAAAACAAAAGAGGAUAUUGAACGUUUAUCAAACAAAUUAGCGGCGUUGACACCAGGAUUUUCAGGGGCAGACAUAGCUAAUGUUUGUAACGAAGCGGCACUGAUCGCAGCACGUUAUCGUAAAGAUUGG